Messenger RNA from Larimichthys crocea (large yellow croaker), 5066 nucleotides. Its product is annotated as macrophage mannose receptor 1. The coding region runs from base 102 to 4478 and encodes 1458 amino acids. Lineage: Eukaryota; Metazoa; Chordata; Actinopteri; Sciaenidae. The record is from RefSeq and is a predicted model, not a curated record. The transcript is spliced from 32 exons.
GUCCGUACUGUUAAGAUUGGCUUCCAAAAAUCAUCCACACAACUCUUAAAUCCUCUGUCAGAAAUGCAUGGAUAACGUCUUCUGCUGUAAGACAUCUCACAAUGAUGAAGACAAUUUGUGCAGCCUUUGUGCUCCUGAUCCAAACAUUACUAUGUUUGGCUUCUGACGAUUCACCAUUUCAACUAACAAACAAGGCCACUGGUGUUUGUCUGGUUAGAACAAGUACCAACGAUUGCAGUGACAUACGCUGGACAACUGGUGAUCGACUCAUGGAUCCACAAAGGAAAAAGUGCCUGGGAGUCCAAGGGAAAAGUGUGGGCAGUGAAAUAAGCUUCUACGAUUGCGAUGAAAAUAGUGAACUCCAAAAGUGGGAAUGCAAGAAUGAGACCGUGCUCGCCCUCAAAGGCCAAGAGCUUUACAUUGAGCUCAAGGCAGAUAACACAGCUGCUCUCUCCAGAACAACAGGACCCAAUAGCCACUUCAUUAUUUCAGGGAUGUCCAAUGGCGCUUGCACAAGAACAUACAGAGAAUUUUAUGCCAUUGGUGGAAAUGCAGCUGGGAUGCUGUGCAUGUUUCCCUUCAAGUACAAUGACCAGUGGUACUCAGAUUGCAUUUCAGCCGGCCCCACACAACCACAACUUCGGUGUGCGGUUGAAACAAAAUUUCAAAGCCAGCGCUGGGGAUACUGUCCAGUUACUUCCAAAGAUGGCUGGAAUAAACACCCAACAACAGGAGCGUAUUACCAGCUCAACACACAGGCAGUUAUGACUUGGUCCCAGGCUGAAACCAGCUGCAAACAGCAGGGUGCCUCCCUGCUUAGUAUCACCGAUCCUCACGAGCAGGCUUAUAUCAUAGCAAUACUCGGGGUAAAUGGCAAUAAGCUUUGGACUGGGCUGGUUCUGGAUCCAGAACAUGGAUGGAAAUGGACAGAUGGGAGGCCCUACCGCUACUUGAAAUGGGACUCAGGUUAUCCACAGGAUACUCCAGGACAUAACUGUGCCAUUCUUGAUCCUGCUGUACAAUACUCCUGGCAAAGUUCACCUUGCAGCAAGAAGCUUGGGUACAUCUGCUACAGUAAAGCAGCUGAGGAAGUGCCUACACAAGCUCCUGAGGCAGGAUUUUGUGCAAAACCUUGGAUUCCUUACAACGGCCACUGUUUCCACCUCAAUCGGACUAAGAAAACAUGGACUGAUUCUCAGAGAGACUGUCGUGAUGAAGGAGGAGACCUUGUCAGCAUCCGUAAUUUGGAGGACCAAAGCUUUAUCAUCUCUCAACUUGGAUACGAAUCCAAUGAUGAGCUUUGGAUUGGGCUGAAUGACAGGAAGACCGAGGGGCUGUUUGACUGGAUCGAUCACUCUACUGUCAGUUUCACUAGCUGGGAAUUUGGGAGACCUCUUGUGCACACCGAUGUAAACGACUGCAUUUUCAUCAAGGGAGAGAAUGGGAACUGGGCUGACGGUUCAUGUGGGGAGAAACGCGGCUUCAUUUGCAUGAAGAUGAGUCGUUCAAGACCCACUGGAGAUGAAGUGGUGCAGAAUGUAGGCUGCAAAGCUGGCUGGAGAAGACACGGCUCGUACUGCUACUUCACUGGAGAACAAACUAAAACUUUCGAUGAAGCUAAAGAUGGCUGCAAGAGUUUAGAGUCUUACUUAGUUGAUGUUACAAAUGGGGUGGAUAAUGCGUUCCUUAUCAGCUUGGUGGGGUUGAGACCUGAGAAAUACUUCUGGCUUGGCCUCUCAAACCAGAAAAACAUUGAUCAAUUUGUGUGGACCAACACAGACACAGUGAGAUUUACUCACUGGAACGCUGAAAUGCCAGGUAACCAACAGGGAUGUGUUGCUAUGAAAACUGGGAUUUUUGCUGGCCUCUGGGAUGUGCUACCCUGCACCAAUAGGCAGAAGUACAUCUGCAAACACUUGGCAGAGGGGGCAGCGGUAACCCCUGCACCACCAACUCUUAUUCCUCCUAAAUGCCCAGACGGCUGGACUAACAUUGGACCAAGAAAUUACUGCUUCAAGAUCUAUAGAUUCUCUUCGUCAUCGUCAUUGUCAUCUACAAAAAAGAGGACCUGGUAUGAAGCCAGAGAUUUCUGCAGGGCCAUCGGAGGAGACCUGCUCAGUAUCCACAAUGAAGCUGAGCUACAAGCGCUCCCGCAACGUUAUGAUUCAGCCUGGAUUGGACUCAGUGCCCCCGACCCACUCACCGGCUAUACAUGGAGUGAUGGAUCCCCACUGCAGUUCAAACACUGGGAGGAAGGAGAGCCAAACAAUAAAAACAAUGUAGAAUCUUGUACUGAAAUGAAAAUUCAUAAAAAGGAUAGGGGUGGGUCCUGGAAUGAUGUGCACUGUGAGACGUACCUUGGAUGGAUAUGCCAGAUCCGUGCAGGAUUAAUUCCAGAGCCAACUCCAGCCGAUGUCACUCCUGACUACAAUACAACUUCAGAUGGUUGGCUAGAAUGGAACGGGAAUCAGUAUUAUUUUAACAGACGGUCAAUGGCCAUGGAAGAAGCUCGUCACUACUGCCAACAGAAGCAUAGUGACUUGGUAUCUAUCACCACUGAAGCUGAAGCUGUCUUUGUAUGGAAACAGAUAACCAAAUCUUAUGGGAGUUUCUGGAUAGGCCUGACUGUUGAUUUUGAUAAAACAUAUGGGUGGAUGGAUGGUUCUCCAGUGGCGUUUCAGAGGUGGGAUGAAAACCAACCUGAUUUUCAGAACAAUGAUGAGAACUGUGUUGCCAUGACUACCUCGAUGGGGUUCUGGCAUGAUUAUACCUGUGGCAUGGAGUUCAAGUCAAUUUGUAAACGCAGUGAGUCGCCACCUGUCAAUACCACUGUAGCACCAACAGUUCCCCCAAAAGGUGGCUGUCGACAAGGCUGGAAAAAAAUUGACACAAAGUGUUACAAAGUCAUAACUGACCAGAAGGAGAAAUGGGACGAUGCAAGGACAAAAUGCAAAUCAAUGGGAGGAAAUCUUGCAACAGUUCUCUCACAACAAGUGCAAGUGUUUUUAACAGCUACAAUGGUUGAGGCACCUACCAUAGACCUGUGGAUUGGUUUGCAUAAUUCAAAAGGUGGUUCGUUUUACUGGACUGUAGGGAAACCAGUACGAUACACCAACUGGGGCACUGUAAACCGCCAUGAAAGCUUCAGACCCUAUCACCACCAUCAUCGUUUUGCGAUGCACUACCACGACCACUAUAUGUUUGAUGACUUUGAGCCGGAUUAUGGUCUUGGUCAUUACACACUUUCACAGAGACAGUGUACUGUGAUGACUACCGAUUCCAAAGUGGGUAUUGGAAAAUGGCUAAAAAAGUCCUGCAAUGAUACCAAUGGAUAUAUCUGUCUUCAAGAUGUUGACCCUGCUGUUCCAGACACCCCUGAACCAAUAACUACAAACUAUGUUCAAAUAUUUAAUGACUCUAUCAAGGCUGGUUCUCAACAAAUGAACUGGUAUGCAGCCAGGAAAUACUGUGAGGGUGAGGGUGCAAAAUUGGCCAGUAUGCGAAAUAAGUGGUCACAGAUCUACAUCGAGAUGCUGGCUUUGAAGCUCAACUCCUCUGUGUGGAUUGGAAUAAACAAAAAUCAGACAGGUGGAUAUUACAAAUAUGUUGAUGGCUGGCGUCUUGAGAUAACUAAUUGGGAUUACGGCGAACCACGUUCACAACCAUGUGUGCUUGUAAAUAAGAAUGGGAAAUGGUCCACGGCUGACUGCAAUCAGAACGCGACCAGCAUUUGUAUGAAGACUACAGAUGUGGCACCGACAGAGUCAAGCGAAUUUCCAGGAUUUUGCCCCGAGGACCCAGAAACACCCAGAUACACAAGACAAACUUUCACCUGGCUGCCAUUUAGGAAGCAUUGCUACCUGUUUUUCACAGAAAAGGUUCAGUGGCCAGUUGCAUCUACUAACUGUCAGAAACAUGGUGCAGCUCUGGUCAGCAUUGAAGAUCCCUUUGAGGAAGACUUCAUUAAAAGCAAUAUUCAAUUAUAUAAAGACAAUGAAAACUCUUUCUGGAUUGGCUUGUAUAAAACUCACAAAGGUUUGUGGCUGUGGUUUGAUAAAGCCGUCAUGGACUACUCUAACUGGCGUGGAAAUGAACCUAGCAGUGGCGAUUAUGGAAUGAUUAGUUCUUAUGAUGGGACAUGGAGUUCAGGCAGACGGUGGUAUGACAGAGGUUAUAUCUGCAAAACCAACAAAAUAUUACGAGCAGCACCACCAACUGUUCCUCACGUGGAUCCUCAAACCCGUGGCCGCGUAGUUCUGCCAGUUGUGUUGGUCAUUACUGCGAUCAUCAUCGGGACAGCCAUCGCCUUGUUUCUCUUCAAGAAGUCUGGCCGCCGCUUACCUAUCCCUGAAAAGUUAACUACCUUCGAUAACCCACUCUUCUUCAACAAUGAGCGGCACCGGUCUGAAAUGGUUGACACCAAUAAAUUGGUAGCAAAUGCAGAAGAGGAGAACCCUGGGCCAGUUGUAACUGUGUGAUGUAAAUACCAGCAGAAUAUAUCAGGUCAUACAAUGUAUUUUUGGCAGAAGGUUGAUGCCAUUCUCAUUUAGAUUACCAAUUUAAUUUAAGUUUCAAUGCGCUUGUCAAUAAUUAGCCUUAAUGAACAAAACAAAAUUGAAGCCGUAGGAUUUUUUCUUUUACAUACAAAUAUCUUUCUGUAAUAAUUUGAAAAUUGUUGAAUUGUACAUUUUGUAACAUGAAUGUUACCAUGAAUCGUUAACGUUAAAAAGAUAUAACAUGUUCCUACUGGACGAUAGUACGAGUUAGGAUGGACAUCCUUCACGUCAAGUCUCGUGGAAGAGAACAACUGUAUAAAAAGAUGCUGUAAAUAACAAUGCAUGGACAUCUACAUUGAAUGUUAGGUUUGACUUUUUAACAGUGAAGGCUCAGAGGUUUUAUUGAAGUGCUUAGCUUUACUUACUUUAAGUAAUGUCUUUAAUUUGCUACUGUAGAGUGUUUACACUUUUAGUCGACUUACACAAGAAUCCUGUCAUUUUAUAUCUGCUUGUUGUGCUUGCUGCUUAUUUUUCAAGGUUUCUCAUGAAAAAUAAAACAAUGAGCAGUGA